UGAAAAACAGAAUUAGGGACAAGUAUUUUAGAUUACACGUUCAAACAAACAAUAGCAACAAAAACAUUCGUUAUUACUGGAUUAUAGCUAGCCAGAGCCCUGCUUUUAUCCGUUAAGUUUAUCUACUCAAUAAACGUUUAAUCUAAGCAGCAAAAUCAUGUAAUAUGGGCUAGUAAAACAUAAACAAAUCAAAUCCUUUACAUUUAAAGACAAGAAUGUAUCGGGGGAAAAAGUUAAAACGUUCAAAACACCUCAUCAAAAAGCUUACAACAUGUAAACUUCGACUUAAAUCGCCGUCAGAGCAUCAGGAGCACAUAACAGACUUUCCAGCACGUGAAGUUGAGAGAUCGCUGCUGCGUGACGUAGAGCAUCACUCGCGCAGCUCUGAAAACAGCAUCGUGCUCGUGUCCUCUCAAAGCUGAAGACGCGGAGAACAUGGACGGAUCGCGAACGAUACAUCUGCGGCCAUUUAUACUCUGUUUAUGUGUUUAGCAGUGCGUGCGGUUAUGUGUAUGCGUGCGUUUGGAAACCUGACGCGUCAUAGCUCGCUCUGCACCAGCCGAGGCAGGCGGCGGUGCUGAGGAGUCUCUGCCAUUGCAGUUGCAGCCGAAGGAGAGGGGACUAGGCAAGCCUGUGUGAAUGUUGGCCGGGCGAAGAAACGUGGCAGGAUGGCGUCCACGGGCACGCAGAUCUUCGCCUUUGUGCUGGCAUUGCUCGGCAUUCUAGGUGCCACCGUGGCCACGUUACUGCCCAACUGGAAGGUGAGCGCGGACGUGGGUUCGAACAUCAUCACUGCCAUCUCGCAGAUGCAGGGGCUGUGGAUGGACUGCACCUGGUACAGCACUGGCAUGUUCAGCUGUACACUGAAGUACUCUGUGCUGGCACUGCCCGCAUACCUGCAGACGGCACGCACCACUAUGGUUCUUUCCUGUGUGUUGGCAGCCCUGGGAUUGUGUUUGGCCUCUCUGGGUUUGAAGUGCACCCGCUGGGGUGGAGGACGGCGUGCUAAACGCCACGCUGCUAUGGCAGCGGGCACCUGCUUUCUGGCCUCUGGCUUCCUCUGCCUCGUUCCCGCUUCUUGGUACACAAACGAGGUUAUUGUUAGCUUCCUUGACGCCAAUGUGCCCGAAAGCAACAAGUUCGAGCCAGGGGGCGCAGUCUACGUAGCCUUCAUCUCGUCUGGUUUCCUGUUCGUGGGUGGGUCCAUUUUCUGUCUGUCCUGUUCAGGCAAGCGGCACGGCCCUCAGGAUUUGAUACUUCUCCCUCCUGACAAACUCCUUUUGCAGCAGCAACAGCAACUGCUGCAGCAGCAGCAGCAGCAGGAUCAGCUCCAGCACCAGUACUGCUCUCUCUCGCCGCUGGAUAACAAGACUGGCUACAGUCUGCAGGACUACGUCUAGAGUGCAAACAGUUCAGGUGCGAGACAAGCGCAAUGCACUGCCACUCAACCUCUUGGCUCUCGUGAUUACAACAUGAAAGGGCAGGAGGGACUGCAACUUUCAAACCUUUCGGUCUCUUUCCUUUUUAAGAUCAGGAAGCACAAACGGGAGAUGUAUUUCCCUGAAGCAAUGUCUUGGAACAGACGGAUUGUGAAUACCGAGGUAGCAGAAACGCUGCAGUAGCGACAGCGAAAGUGGUGUGAAGUACUGAGCGAGAUAAAUACAUGCACAUAUCCAGCAUCCUAUUAAACCUUAUUAAAGCGUUCCUCUGGGAACUAAUUAGCAACAAGGGAAUGUUUCUGCUGUUUCGAAUCCCCCCCGUCCCCCCCUUCCCAAAGAUCUACGAAGCAAUCGUUUAGCUGCUAACAAUCGUUUGAUAACCUCUGUUUAACGUAAGAUGGCAAUAUGUCUCUAAGAGGCAAUGGUAUGGGAGAGCCCUUGUUUGGGAGGUUCUUUGCUCCCCCCCCCCCCCUCACCCCCUCCUACUUGAGUAAUGGUUGUGUUAAUGAAACCUCUUGUCUUAUUUUGGUAGCUGAUAGACUGACAUGAUUGAUAUUCUGCCUAAGCAUGCUUUCUGGAGCCUGUGCAUAAUGCAGUGGAAUGCCUGAAUUGUAGCCAUAUAGCCUGUGCCUAAAGAGCUCUAGUACAUAAACCGCCCAAACUGUUUGGAGAGAAGUGGGAGGAGCGAGUGAGUAGGGAUGGCCGGGGAAAUCCAUAAAGGCUGAGAGGAGACUGCCCCUUCAUAUGUCCAACGAAACAACACUUUCAGAUUUCAGACUAGACAACAGAAAGCAGUCUUCAGCUCAGGGCAUGCCGUUCGCUCCAUUCGCACCAACGCUUAUACUGUGCUGCAUGUGUGCUUUUAUUCACGCUCCCACUCACUGCCAUGGAAACGGGAUUCGACACCCAGAUGCGUGUAUUGUGUAGAGGUCGUACCUCUCUGCCUACUCUGAGGAUGGCGGUCCUAUCUAGGAUGGGCUGGAGGCUGUCAUGAAUCACUCCAGCCAACAGCUGAGGAUUGGUGUCUGGGGACAAAGCCUCAGUCACUAACUUGCUGACUAACUCAAUCGAUAAUUGCAUUAACAAUAUUUUUAGUUGGCUAAAUUUGAAUGAAACUGUGUGCUAACGCCCACUCUCACAGCAAAUUCGGCUUUUUCAGAGUAAUGUUUCUUUCUCUCCAAAUUUAAACAUUUGCCUCUAAAUGCAUUAGCAGAUCGUCACCUACAAGAGUCUCCUUUAUUUAAUAUUUAAUAAAUAUCACAAGGUUAUUCUUAGCGUUUACAGACAUCAUCUGCCAAUUUCAAGAGCGAGAGCGACAGAUUAGCACCAUUAAACCCAUUUUGAGCCCAUUCACACCAAGCAGAGUAACUAUAAACAAUACUAACAAUAAAUAUUAACCUCUAAUAAGCGGCAGAUGCUUUCAGUGUGCAACUAGAGCGUCUGACCAGUGACUCUUUUAUUUAAAUGUAUUAAAUUAAACUAAUUUAACAAACUAUUUUAAUCCCAGCAUUUCUAAAGGAUUCAUCUGAACUGGACACAUGAGAUACUUUAAUUUAUAUAUCAAUCAAUUUGCUAGCCUGGCUUGCAUAUAUAUAUAUAUAUUGAUAUUUUUAUCAUUCUUUCUCAUGAUAUAACCAAUUGUUUUCUAGAUGGUCAUUAUCUUUAAAUCAUCUUGGUAAUACUUUAUAAUAACUACACACCAUGAAUCAUCUAUUAAGCAAUAGCACAUAGUUAAUUCAUUAUCUGUUAUGUAUUAACUCUACAAUAGUAGAUGUUAGUAAGUUUAUAACUGCAGAUGCUCUAUUCUUGACUUAAAGGCAGAUAUACAGUUGAAGUCAGAAUUAUUA
Danio rerio (zebrafish) is the source of this 3286-nucleotide messenger RNA. NCBI's taxonomy places the organism in Eukaryota, Metazoa, Chordata, Actinopteri, Cypriniformes, Danionidae. The record is from RefSeq and is a predicted model, not a curated record.